Alternaria postmessia is the source of this 1887-nucleotide messenger RNA. RefSeq names its product Cobalt uptake protein cot1 (gene COT1). The coding region runs from base 1 to 1887 and encodes 628 amino acids. Lineage: Eukaryota; Fungi; Ascomycota; Dothideomycetes; Pleosporales; Pleosporaceae. The record is from RefSeq and is a predicted model, not a curated record. The transcript is spliced from 5 exons. Gene Ontology annotation, biological process: intracellular signal transduction; peptidyl-serine phosphorylation. Gene Ontology annotation, molecular function: ATP binding; protein serine/threonine kinase activity.
AUGAACAACAACCAGCAGGGCAACCGCCUGCAGCUCAACUUUGGCUUCGGCGGCGGCGACCGAAACAACCAGUACCAGCAGGAAGUGGGCAGAGCAUUCCCCACGACGCCCUCGACAUUCCCGCAACCUGUAUACCCCAACCAGGCCGGCCAGCAAGAGGUCUGGGGCGCCCAGCAGGGCAAUGGCUACAAUGGCGGCGGCGGCUACUUCAUGAACCCCUACCAGCAGGCACAAUACCAAGGGCAGCAGGGCAACCUCCAGGCGCCAGGCAGCCAGCGCUUCGAUCAGAGUGCCAAUGGCCUCGCCCAACAACUCUCGCACCAACACCUCUCGGGCGGCGGUCGCUCUGGAAGCCCGUACGGCCGACAAGGCUCGCCCAACCCCGGACGCCCCCGCACCGCAGACAACAGAGGAGGCUACGGCUAUGGAAGCCAGGGCGGCAGCUCAGGGCCCCGCCAGGGCCCCUCGCUGUACGACGAAGAGGCGCCUCAACGAAACCCCACAAAGUACUCGGAGAACGUAGACAAGCAGGCCAUGGUCUCCAAGAGUCUGAUCAACACCUUCUUCAAGGACAGCGUACAGCGGGCACGCGACCGGAAUCAAAGAGCUCUCGAACUCGAUGCCAUCAUGAAGGAGCCCUCUUUCUCCGACAGCCGGAAACGAUCCAAAGAAGACAGCAUGCGCCGUGCAGAAGUCGAAUACUUGCGCUUCCUGCGGACAAAGGAGAAGCCCGACAACUUCUCCACGCUCAAGAUUAUCGGCAAGGGUGCUUUUGGAGAGGUCAAGCUGGUCCAACGGCGCAACGACGGCAAGAUCUAUGCGCUCAAGUCGCUUGUCAAGCAGGAGAUGUUCAAAAAAGACCAGCUGGCCCACGUACGGUCAGAACGUGACAUUCUCGCCGAGUCCGACAGUCCUUGGGUUGUCAAGCUACACACAACCUUCCAGGACAACACGUUCCUCUACAUGCUUAUGGAGUUUCUGCCAGGUGGUGACUUGAUGACCAUGCUGAUCAAGUACGAAAUCUUUACCGAGGACAUUACGCGCUUCUACAUGGCCGAGAUCACGCUUGCGAUAGAAGCAGUCCACAAGCUUGGUUUCAUUCACCGCGACAUCAAACCCGACAACAUUCUUCUCGACCGAGGCGGCCACAUCAAGCUGACAGAUUUCGGUCUCUCGACCGGCUUCCACAAGGAGCACGACGCAGGCUACUACAAGAAGCUGCUCGCAGGCGGCGCCCACAAGUCGAACAGAGACAACCGACAAUCCAUGAAUCUCGACCAGAUCCAACUCACUGUCAGCAACCGUACCCAAAUCAACACAUGGCGUAAGUCUCGUCGCCAGCUUGCCUACUCGACCGUCGGUACGCCUGACUAUAUUGCGCCCGAGAUUUUCAGCGGCCAGGGCUACGACUACAGCUGCGAUUGGUGGUCGGUGGGUACGAUUAUGUUUGAGUGUUUGAUCGGCUGGCCGCCGUUCUGCGCUGAAGAGCCGCAUGAUACUUACCGCAAGAUUGUUGAUUGGCCGAGGAACUUGCAUUUCCCUCCUGACCAGCAACUUGGUGCUGAGGCUGAGGACUUUGUUCGCCGUCUGAUAUGUGACGCCGAACACCGCCUUGGCCGCAUCGGCGGCGCCAACGAGAUCAAACAACACCCCUUCUUCAGAGGUGUCGCCUGGGACGGUCUCCGCCGUAUCCGCGCGCCGUUUGAACCUAAGCUGCAGAGUAACAUUGAUACUCAGUAUUUCCCGAUUGAUGAGAUUGACCAGCAAGAUACAUCUGCUGCGCAUCGGGCGCAGGCUGCGCAGGCGGCUAAUGAGGAUGAGUAUGCGACGAGUUUGCCGUUUAUUGGGUAUACGUAUAAGAGGUUCGAUGCGUUUAGGGGGUCGUAG